UCCUGGUUGUUGUUAUGUUAAUUGUGAUAAUUCCACCCCAGAAUGAAUGCAGAGUUUCUACAUUUAUCACCAGAAGUCUUUUUAAGGAAAAUGGGAGAGAUUUUUGCAACAAGACAGUGAGGUUACAAGAUGGAGUGAAAAAGUUGAAGAGAUACAAGAAUAACUGGUUUCCAUAGAAGUAAAACAGAGACAGGGAAGAGUUUAAGGAGACAGCGAGGACUGGCGAUCAAAAUCUUCACAGCUGCAUGCUCUCACUAAUGCUCAAAGCACAGCAGGGCCUUUCACAGCAGUGCUUACGAUGCCUUCAGGCUUGGGCCUCUUCUCAGGCAGCCCCGGGUCUGUGGGGCAGUGUCCCUGUUUCUGCACCACUGCUGAAUCAGAGCCCACCUCCACCGACAGCCUUGUGGCGUGGCUGUGGGGAGGACAGCAGUGCACAAGUGACCUACACGCUUCUAAAGGAGCAACACAAGGAUAAUCAGGAGCCCCUGAUGGACCUCACAGUUUCAGUGUUAAAUAACACCGGCUCACGGCAGUUGAGAGGGGCAGGACUCAUUCCAGAACUAUUAAUAUAGCCUCUAUUUAUACCCCUGGGUUCCUGCAAACGCCAUAGCAGGGAGCUACAGCUGCAGAACUGAAAUGGAAUAAAUGUCAGCCUCCAGGGAGAAAGUGAUCCUUUCAGCCAUCAUGUGGGAAAGGAGACAGUGAAAGGACAGAAUAAGGGGCAGCGUUCAGACCUGGGAAAGCAGAGCGAGCUGAUCGUGGCACCCUGAGAAUGCAGCCGGUGGGCAGAGCCAGCCAGUAACCUCCCUGCAGCAGCAAGUCUGUGCUGAGAGGCUGUCAGAAACGCACAUUCAGCGUCACACACAGCACCUACGGAUACCGGCAGAGAUGAGUGCACUGUCUGCUGGACUGGAAAGAUGAUGGAGAACACAGGAGGGCCAUAUCUGAACACCGCUGCUGUAACAUCCCCUGUGGGAAUAGUUCGUUUGCUGCAGAUAAUGUUUGGAUGCACCACAUUCAGCCUGGUUGCCCACCAAGGGGGAUUCAGUGCAGCAUACGGCACUUUCUGCAUGUUUGUCUGGACCUUCUGUUUUGCCGUCACUGUCUUCAUCAUAACCUGCGAGUUCACGCAUCUGCACAGCUGCCUGAGCAUUUCCUGGGGAAACUUCACUGCUGCUUUUGCCAUGCUUGCCACACUCAUGUCCGUCACGGCAGCAGUGAUCUACCCACUCUAUUUUGUCCAGCUUGGCUGUUACCCUAUCGGCUGUGAGGUGAGAGACUUUCGUAUAGCAGCCAGCGUCUUUGCCGGCCUCGUGUUCGUUGUGUAUGCCGUGGAGGUGUUCCUGACCAGGGCAAAACCGGGACAGGUCACCAGUUACAUGGCCACUGUCUCUGGGCUUCUGAAAAUCGUUCAGGCCUUUGUGGCCUGCAUCAUCUUUGGGGCGCUGGUGAACGACAGCCAGUACAGCAAAUACGUAGCGACACAGUGGUGUGUGGCUGUCUACAGCUUUUGCUUUGUGGUGACAGUGGUGGUGGUCGCCUUCAGCGUCACAGGUAAGACCGCUUUGCUCUGGUUUCCCUUCGAGCGCUCUGUGGUUGUCUACACCUUUGGGGCCGUCCUGCUGUAUGUGAGUGCGGCUGUCAUCUGGCCGGUGUUCUGCUUCGACAGUAAGUACGGCUCCCCACAGCGCCCCGGCCUCUGCGCCAGGGGCAGGUGCCCGUGGGACAGCCAGCUGGUGAUCGCCAUCUUCACCUAUGUCAACUUGCUGCUCUACGUCGUGGACCUGGCCUACUCCCAGCGCAUCCGCUUCGUCUCCCACCUCUGAAGUCUGGGUCUGCCUCCGCGAGGUCAUCCUGGCUCCAACAGCAGCAGUGAGGGAAGCGGCAGGAGACGGGAUGCAGCACAGGCAGGCACUGCCCGGGUGCGCCAGGGAGAGCCACAAACCAGACUUCAAGGUUAAGACUGACUGGAGCAGCAAGUCAGCAGCCCGUGGUGGGUAGGCUGCCCACCUCCCUGUCAUUCAGCAUCUGCUUCGACCUCCUGGUGCCAGAGCAAAGAAAUUCUGUGGUUCAAAGUAUGCAAAAUGGCCUUUCAUCUCCAGAAGGCAAAAAUGCUUGCUGCAAUAGCAGGUCUGUAGGCUACUGGAUUACUGAGCCAAAUAUUAGGAAAGAUACCAAGGAUUUUGAAACUGUUACCAACACUUAACUAUAAUCAAGUGACUACCCAGGAAGUGGGAAAGUUAAAGGCUGCAUCAAGGAACACCAGUUGUGGAGAUGAAAAACAAUCCUUCAAAGUUUGGGUUAGUCUGGGCUAUGUGGUGAGACAUGAAAUGCUUACAAGUGUGGGAAAUUCCAGUCAGGAUGUUUCUGAGAAGAACAUAGCUGUAGUAUUAUUUUGAAGGUUACCAGUCAUCUCCCUCUCCCUUUUCUCUCCAGCACCAAAAAAGAAUAUCCUCAAGCAUGCGCCUUGGUAGGAAGCAUGGGAUAUUCUUAUUUAGCAAACACUGGGUCAUUACAGAAAUGAAAAUUUGUGAAAUUGGGGUUCUACUGCCAGGAAACUGGGUGCAGAACAGAGCCAGACUGCAAAAUAACUGUAUAAUCAGACACCUGAACUUGAGCAGGACCAGAAGGUAUCUUGGCAUGUGCUUUGUCUCAGUUCAUGUGCCACUGUUUCUUUACACUGAUGUAAUUUUUUUUCCUAGAAGAUUAAAGAUAUGGGGGGGGGAGGGGGGAGGGAGGGCGGAAUGGAUGCAAAGAUGAAUUGAUCUCACAGCUCUGCAUAAAAGACCAAAUUUGUGGGGAAAAAACCUUGCACAUAAUGGUAACAAAUUCAGAGUGCUGCCUCAGACCAGAUCAGGUUCUAGGAUUCCCGAACUCUUUGUGUCACCAACCAGCUGCAUUUCUCUGACCCAUCCCUCACAAAACACCCACUUUGAAGUCUCACAUAGCAUGGCUCAGAUUUCAAGCUUAAUAGAAGAACUGUUCAUUUCUGAUCCAGCAAGAAACCAAAGCAGUCUGAGUACUUCUGCUGAAGGCACGCAGACUAGAUAGGUUUGAUUAAAAUCUAGAAGUAGCUGACUGUCAGAAGAAGGAUUUAUUUUUAACCAAAUUAAAAUAAAGCUGAAUGGCAGACUUGCGUACUACA
Messenger RNA from Anas platyrhynchos (mallard), 3145 nucleotides. It is a transcript of the gene MYADML2, whose product is annotated as myeloid associated differentiation marker like 2. Gene Ontology annotation, cellular component: membrane. Lineage: Eukaryota; Metazoa; Chordata; Aves; Anseriformes; Anatidae. The record is from RefSeq and is a predicted model, not a curated record.